Suillus bovinus is the source of this 2337-nucleotide messenger RNA. RefSeq lists its product as uncharacterized. The record is from RefSeq and is a predicted model, not a curated record. Lineage: Eukaryota; Fungi; Basidiomycota; Agaricomycetes; Boletales; Suillaceae. The transcript is spliced from 9 exons. Bases 1 to 2337 code for a protein of 778 amino acids.
AUGUUCACCCUCACCCGGACAGCAAAACUUGUUGUGUCACCAUUGAAGAAGUUGAGGAUGAUGGUGGGACACAAUUUGGGCAUUAUUUUGAACCUAUACCAGAUGCUGGAUGGGCGCUGCGUGAGGGGGAGACUAAAUUUGAAGGAUAUAGGAGAUAUCAAGAGGAAGAUGGCGAGGAUCCAUGUUCUCCCUUUGAAGAUGCAUAAGGAAGAGUGGGAUUUGGCCCAAUGGCUCAUUAAAAAUGUUGGUCAGACAUGGACUGAGGAGUUUUUGAAGUUACCGAUAACACAAAACCGUACGAAACUCUCAUUUCAUAACAACCGCUCAUUCUUGCAGAAGAUUGAUGAACUUCCACAUGGACCGGGACAGAGUUGCAGGAAGAUUACUGUGUGUAGUAACCUUGAGGAUGAGAAUGGAGCACUGUUGCAAGAAGAGCUCGAACUUUGGAGCCGUGAUCCUGUAGAGUGUGUCAAAGAGCUUAUCGGCAACCCUUUCUUCAAGGAAGAUAUGGCCUACUCACCUGCCAGAGCAUAUGCAGACCGCACAGGGCAACAUAGAGUGAUUGACAAGAUGUGGACGGCCGACUGGUGGGGCGAGACUCAAAAAGCCCUGCCCAAAGGUGCCAUGAUAGCACUGAUUAUUCUAUUAUUGGACAAAACCAGCUUAUUGCAGUUCAAAGAAGACAAGUCAGCAUGGUCUGUGUAUAUGUCUAUUGGCAAUAUCACCAAAGCAAAAAGGUGUCAGGCAUCGGCACGAGCCACACUAGAGUGCUUCACUUCUGAUGCGCGCUCUCUGGCUGGAUGCAGACUCUUUCAUCAUUGCAUGGCCCUAUUCCUCCAUACUCUCAUUGCUGCUGGACAAAACAGAGUCAAAAUGAUGUGUGUGGACUCGCUGGUUUGUCAUGUCUACCCGAUACUGGCUGCAUAUUGUUUGGUUUCCUAUUGUAAAGAGAAUUGGUGUCCCAAGUGUCUGGUGGCAGCGAAUGAGCGAGGCAAUGGAUUUGAGUCUGCAAUGCGCGAUCCAGAGUCAACAAAAGAUAUUCUAGAAAGGCGCAAUAUUGGUCAGCAUCCUCCAGAAUUUGAGGAGAAUGGUCUACGUGCAGUUUAUAAACCAUUCUGGGCCGAAAUGCCUCAUGCCAACAUUUUCCUGGCUUUCACCCCCAAUCUUUUGCAUCAAAUCUAUAAAGGUGUGUUUAAAGACCACCUCAUGAAGUGGUGCAUCAAUAUUAUCAGGGAAGAUGUGAUGGAUGCGCGAUUCAAGGCCAUCCCAGAUUAUCCAGGACUCUGUCACUUCAAGAAAGGUAUUUUGACUGUGAAACAAUGGACAGGAAGUGAGCAUAAAGAGAUGCAUCAUGUCUUGGUAGUUGUGCAAUCAAUUCUUGACUUAUUCUAUUAUGCCUGGCUCCAAAUUCACACAACUGACAUGCUCAAAGCCCUACAAACUGCCUUGGGAGUCUUUCAUGUGAAUAAAGAUGUCCUGAAAGAACUCGCCAUUCGAGAACAUUUCAAUAUACCAAAACUACAUCAACUCACUCAUUACGUCCAGUCGAUCAUGUUGUUUGGUGCAGCUGAUGGCUUUAACACCGAGCUUCCUGAGCGCUUGCACAUUGAUUUUGCAAAGGACACUUACUGUCACACAGAGCAUCAUUCCUUCAACUCGGACUUGGACUUGGAAGAAAAAGAGGCUGCAUCUCCCAACUUGAACACAAUGACAACAGGGCACACCCUCGCAAAGGUUCUGGCACAUCCUCACCAGACAGUCGAAAAGAUUGUGACAGCGCAUGGUGCUAUCGAUUUUCUCUCUGCUCUGCAAACUUUCCUGUGCAAGAACCUUCCACAUAUCACCAUCGUACCUGGCAUUCAUGACCAUUUCAAUAUUUAUCGUCAAGUGGUCAUCGAGGCACCACCAGAUCAACGAGUGAGCAACACUCCCAACCGGUGGCAUGUUAGAGCAAGGCCAGAAGUGGUAGCAUCUGGCUGUAAGCCUGGUUGCCCUGCUUGUUUUGACAUGGCAUUGAUCUCAGAUGGGCCUCGGUCUUUGCCCUUGCACACUCUUGAAGGUGUGCAAGUAGCUCAGGUUCGUGCUAUACCUUUCAGACAUCCAGACCCUUCCUCUCGAUUGCAACAAGUCUCUUGCUUGACACGCCAACUCCACCGCAAUGCUGCUGUCAUCCACGUUGAUGAAAUCGUACAACCGUGUCACCUAAUACCGAAGAUGGGACAAUCAGUGGAUAUGACAUUGAGAAGUGGAAAUGCAUAUGAGGCAGCAAAUGAUUUUUAUUUUAAUCAAUUCAUUGAUGGUGAGAUAUUUGGCAUGUCUGUCAUAAAUAGUUUGUAG